Molecule: messenger RNA, 339 nt
Organism: Striga asiatica
Lineage: Eukaryota; Viridiplantae; Streptophyta; Magnoliopsida; Lamiales; Orobanchaceae
Source: the annotation of a GenBank genome assembly
AUGGAGCACUCGGAGACAUGUUCGACCCACUACGUCCUCUUCGACUACGAACAAGUUCCUACGCCACCAUAUAAUUCAGCAAAUCAAAGUCGGACACACAAGGAACAACACUACCAAGCAUUAAAAUACCAGAUCCAGAAACUCCCGACACCGAGAUGGCAAGGGCUAACUACAACUGACACCUUCGGACCCGAUCUAUCCUUUAAAACAGUCAAACACGAUACAACAACCGAACAAGAAAGAGUCGCCAUCACCAAUAUCCCCUCAACUGCGACAACCUUACAUUUAACCAACGGAUCGAUCGAGAUCUCACAGGCACGAAAUGGGUUACAGAGCUAA